AUGGUUCUCAUUGAGAAUCAGGAAUACCUCUGCGAAGAGGAAAAGCGUCUCAAGCAAGACCGCGAACGCACCGCUUACUGGAAGCGAUGGGGGCCCUACGUUGCCGAACGACACCACGAUGGAGAUGCCUGGAGCCAUUUCACGCACGACAUGGCACGGUCACGCGCCUUCCGCUGGGGCGAGGACGGCAUUGCUGGCGUGUCCGACUCACACGGUUUCCAGAACAUCGCCUUUGCUUUCUGGAAUGAGAAGGAUGACUUCUUGAAGGAGCGCUUGUUCGGUCUGUCGAAUCCACAGGGCAACCACGGCGAGUCACUCAAGGAAUGCCAUUUCCAUCUGGACAAUACACCAACUCACUCGUACAUGAAAUUCCUCUACAAGCUGCCCCAGCGCAAGUUCCCCUACGAAGACCUCAUCAAGACCAACGGAAAGCGAACACGGCUCGAGAAGGAGUACAACCUCGUCGAUACUGGCGUCUUCGACGACGAUCGGUACUGGGAUAUCUUCAUUGAGACUGCUAAAGAGGCCGAUGACCCAGAAGAGCUGUGCUUUCGAGUCACAGCCUACAAUCGCGGACCAGAACCGGCUCCACUCCACAUAGUGCCUCACUGUUGGUUCAGGAAUACAUGGGCAUGGGGCCAUGAAGAUGCCAGUUUAAAGCCUUCCAUCACAAAAGUUGGCCCAACGACUGCUCAAUCAAAACACCACAAGCUCGGAGAACGCUACUUCCAGCUUUCGCCGUCUCCUGGCACAGGCCCAAGUGGCGACGAUAUCCAGCCAGAACUGCUUUUUACCGACAAUGACACAAACUACAAGGCACUGUGGAAGGUUGAGAACAAGACUCCAUAUGUCAAGGACGCUUUCCAUCGCCGCAUCGUAGAUGAGGAGAUGGAUGCUGUCAACCCCGACAACACUGGCACCAAAUGUGCAGCCUGGUACGCUUUCGACGAGGGCGAGGGUGUCCAACCCGGCGAGUGCGCUGUAGUCCGCUUCCGCUUCUCACGCAAGAAUGAGGGAUACCUUGACGAAGAGCUCUUCGACGACAUCAUUGAGCAACGCCGUGCCGAGGCUGACGAAUUCUACUACCGAAUAAGCCCCCUCCCAAUUGCCGACGAUUUGCGCAACAUCCAGCGUCAAGCCUUCUCUGGUAUGAUGUGGUGUAAACAAUACUACCACUUUGUUUGGGACCAGUGGGCGAACGGUGACCCUGGUAUGCCGCCACCUCCACCUGGCCGGAAGGCUAUACGAAACAAAGAGUGGAAGCACAUGUAUUUGGAUGACAUCCUCUCCAUGCCUGACUCCUGGGAAUACCCCUUCUUUGCUGCUUGGGAUAGCGCUUUCCACUGCAUUACCCUUGCCAUGAUCGACCCCGACUUCGCCAAGAAGCAGCUUGACCUCUUCACGCGCGAGUGGUACAUGCACCCCAACGGCCAGCUGCCAGCGUACGAAUGGAACUUUGGCGAUGUCAAUCCUCCGGUACAUGCCUGGUCGCUGUUCAGGGUGUUCAAGAUUGAGCGCAAGAUGUACGGGCGCGAGGACUUCGAUUGCCUCGAGCGUGUUUUCCAAAAGCUGUUGUUGAACUUUACUUGGUGGGUCAACCGAAAAGAUGCCGAUGGAAAGAACAUCUUCGAGGGCGGUUUCCUAGGUCUCGACAACAUUGGUGUCUUCAACCGUUCGGAUCCUUUGCCAACUGGUGGUGUCCUUGAGCAAGCUGACAGCACCGGUUGGAUGGGGUUCUAUUGCUUGAACAUGCUGAACAUUUGCCUUGAGCUUGCCAAGAGACGUCGCAUCUACGAAGACAUGGCUUCCAAGUUCUUCGAACACUUUCUCAUGAUCAGCGACGCCAUGCAAUUUCGCAGCGAGGGCGAGUCGAAGCCGCUGUGGAAUGAGGAGGACGGCUUCUACUAUGAUGCCAUCUCUUGGGGUGGACCAUGGAGUCACCAGAUGCCCGUUCGUUCUCUGGUAGGCCUCAUUCCUCUAUAUUCGACCAUGACGCUGGAGCCGGAAAUCAUGAACCGACUGCCCAGCUUCAAGAAGCGGGUGGAAUGGUUCAUUGCCAACCGUCCGGAGAAGUCGAAGCGCAACAUCCAUACACUAUCGAAACGCGGUCAAGGAAACCGCAUGCUCCUGUCACUCGUCAACGAAGACCGGCUGAAGCGGAUUAUGAAGAGAAUGUUGGAUGAGGAUGAGUUCUUCGCUGACCACGGUAUCCGAUCGCUAUCGAAAUACCACAAGGAUCAUCCUUAUUCCAUGGAUGUUAAUGGUCAGAAGUACGAAGUCGCCUACCUCCCCGGUGACUCAGACAGUGGCCUCUUCGGUGGCAACAGCAAUUGGCGAGGCCCCAUCUGGCUUGCCGUGAACUUCUUGCUCAUCGAAUCUUGUCAGCGCUUCCACCUCUACUACGGUAACACCCUCAAGGUGGAAUGCCCAACAGGCUCGGGCGACUACAUGCAUCUCGGUCACGUUGCAGAGGAAAUCCAACAUCGUCUCCAGCAUUUGUUUGCUCGCGGUGAUGACGGUAGAAGAGCCAUCAACGACGGCAACGAGAUGCUGGACUUUGAUCCAAACUGGAAAGACUACAUGUGGUAUCACGAAUUCUUCGACGGUGAUACCGGCCGUGGUUUGGGAGCAACGCAUCAGUGCGGCUGGACCGGUCUGAUUGCAAAGAUGAUUCACGACACUGGCAUGACUUGCCGCCUCCCACAAACGCCUCGCACGCCAACAGGUGCUGCAGACCAUUACUUCGACGAUGUAUUCACGGUCAAAGGUAAGGCAGCCAAGCGCCAUACUCUCCGCCGGUCAUCUACUAGCCGUAGUAUCGGCUUCCGAAGUGACUAUGGCGACAAUUCGACCAACGGCGAAGAAGAGGAGAGUGGAAGCCCAAUGAGGCGUAAGAACUCGGUCGGCAUACUGGAUCAAGAGGCCCUUGACCAAAAGUCAGCGAUGGAAGACCGCCUCAAUCACUACGUAAGCGGCCAGCUUCAACGUAUCAAGACCGGCAUGCAAGACUAUGAGCCGGAUGAGUUUGAGACCAUGGCAGAUGGCGCGUCGGAUUCGAGGCCUCAGAAUGGUCGUAGAAAUGGUCGUGGUCGUGAUCGGGACCAUGGCGACUACUUUGAGCAGGACCCUUAUUUCAGCAAGUGAUUAUGGAUGGAAGCCUCUCUGCUAUUACUGGUAAGUAGCAGCCCUAAGAAGUAUUACCCUUAGACCUAGAGUAGACCUAUGCAAAACAAGACUAUA
This is a messenger RNA of Pyrenophora tritici-repentis Pt-1C-BFP, 3240 nucleotides long. RefSeq names its product Glyco-hydro-63 domain containing protein. The record is from RefSeq and is a predicted model, not a curated record. Gene Ontology annotation, biological process: oligosaccharide metabolic process; protein N-linked glycosylation. Gene Ontology annotation, molecular function: Glc3Man9GlcNAc2 oligosaccharide glucosidase activity. Lineage: Eukaryota; Fungi; Ascomycota; Dothideomycetes; Pleosporales; Pleosporaceae.